AAAUUGCGAGAACUAAUCAAACCACAGAUUCACAGCAUCUCACUCUCCAGAAGCUAUCAUGGCUUCAUCCAAGACUGUUCUUUCUGCAAUUUUCACUGCUUCUCUGUGCUUCACUGUAGCUCUUGCUUUCCCUGCUCACCAUGAGGAUCUUCACCCAGUUGUGCAGAGCCCACCAAAGCCAGUUCUUUCUCCAGAUUACUAUAAGGCUACAUGCCCACAAGCUGAUGAGAUUGUGGUCUCUGUCCUAAAGAAGGCUAUUGCCAAGGAGCAGAGGAUUGCUGCUUCUCUUCUCAGGCUCCUGUUCCAUGACUGCUUUGUUCAGGGAUGCGACGCGUCGGUUUUGUUGGAUGACAGUGAAGAAUUCGUGAGCGAGAAAAAGGCUAUUCCUAACAAAAAUUCUAUUAGAGGAUUUGAAGUUAUAGACGAGAUCAAGGCUGCACUUGAAGAAGCUUGUCCACACACAGUCUCUUGUGCUGACACCAUUGCCCUAGCUGCGAGAGGUUCAACAGUUCUGAGCGGUGGCCCAUACUGGGAACUUCCACUAGGAAGGAAGGAUUCAAAGGCAGCAUAUAUGAAAUUAGCAAACAAGAACCUUCCUCCACCAAAUGCGACACUGCAUCGUCUUGUGAAAUUCUUUGAAAGGCAAGGACUGGAUAAGGUGGACCUUGUGGCACUGUCAGGAAGCCACACCAUUGGAAUGGCCAGAUGUGUGAGCUUCAAGCAGAGGCUCUACAACCAGCACAGAGACAACCAGCCUGACAAAACGCUAGAGAGAAUGUUCUACUCCACACUGGCCUCAACAUGCCCACGCAACGGCGGUGACAACAACUUACGCCCACUGGAGUUUGCUACCCCUUCGAAAUUCGACAACACCUAUUACAAGCUGCUGAUCGAGGGAAGAGGGCUCCUCAAUUCAGAUGAAGUUCUGUGGACAGGACGAGACCCGCAGAUCGCGGGUCUCGUCAGAAGCUAUGCAGAAAACGAACCGCUGUUCUUCGAGCACUACGUGAACUCGAUAACCAAGAUGGGGAACAUCAAUCCCCUCACUGGUUACGACGGAGAAAUCCGCAAGAACUGCCGUGUGGUUAACAAGAAGAUCUAGCAUAUGAAAGCGGGUUCGGUUUAAUUUGCAUCAAUAUAUUUCCUUUGCUUUUGGUCACCGUUGUAAUUUAGAGAUUGUUUUCCAGUUUGGAUGUCACCACGCAAGUGUGGUGGCAUGAGGUGUAAUUGCAGUCUGCAAGCCCUGUCUGCUUUUCUUUUUCAAAAUUAAUCCUGUUUCUUUUUUGUACUCAAUGUAAUUCCAGUCCUUUCGAUGAAUGUUAUCACAUCGUCUCUUAAAAGUCAAAAGUCACCAAUUUGUUUUGCCA
Oryza sativa Japonica Group (Japanese rice) is the source of this 1367-nucleotide messenger RNA. RefSeq names its product peroxidase 9. Lineage: Eukaryota; Viridiplantae; Streptophyta; Magnoliopsida; Poales; Poaceae. The record is from RefSeq and is a predicted model, not a curated record. Gene Ontology annotation, molecular function: heme binding; peroxidase activity. Gene Ontology annotation, biological process: response to oxidative stress; hydrogen peroxide catabolic process.